AACGCUGCUAAGCAACGGUACACACAGGGCGCCAACACACAAUUUGAGCCAGCUGUGAUUUCCAGCUAAUGCAUGUCGUUUUGGCUUGAUAUUUUGGCAGUAUACUAACAGCAGGUAAUCGAUUAUUUUCAACAAAGCAAUUCACGUUUCAAUGUAGGCGUACCUAUGUGCGACUCACUCGAUAACAUGGCUUGCUAGUUAGGCAUUUGACUCAAAUUUCCAAAAGCAGGCUUUUGGCUAGCUAACGUUACUGUACAGUAGCUAGAAUAGUUAACGUUAGGUAUUGUUAAAAGGCUAGUUAGGUCCAUCCAGCUUACUAGCUAGCUACUUUUUCCACAUUAAAGCUCUGCUUUGCCCUCUCUGUUUGACAGUGUCAAAAGCAAUAAUGUCCACAAGCAAGGAACAAGCAGCUAUCAGUAAAGUUAUGAGUUUCCUUCAAGAGUGGGAUCAUGGCAACAAGACGGUACGCAGCCGCAUGCUGACCGUUUUUCUGACUCAAAACACUGGAAAGACUUGCCCUGAGUUAGAACUGGAAUUCGCACAGGUUGCCAGUCUCUUUCUGGCUCGGCUCACCGCCUGGAUGAGGCUGACCUACAUGUUCGGAACAUGCUUAGGUCUUCAACUGAAAGCAGUUGGUGUGUUCCUCUCUGCAGCUAGCAAUCAUCGUUAUCUCAUAGAGUUCCUGGAGGUUGGAGGGGUCCUAACCCUCCUGGAGAUCUUAGGUCAGAAACAGACCAAGGAGGAGGACAAGGCAGAGGCCAUUUGGCUGCUUCAGAUAGUCUCCAACGCUGGACGCAAGUACAAAGAGCUAAUCUGCGAAAGCUAUGGUGUGAGAGCCAUUGCAGAGUGCCUGGCCAAGUCCAAGACAGAGGGGACCCAAGAGACAGCACGGGCCCUGCUGGAGUCCCUGGCCCAUGGAAACCCCAAAUACCAGAACCAGGUGUACAGAGGGCUGAUCGCCCUGCUGACCUGUACCUCGCCCAAGGCCCAGCAACUGGUCUUACAGACCCUCCGCAUAGUACAAGACAUAGUGAAGGAAGCCCACCCCAGCAUCGUGGGACCUCUGUUGAAUUUGUUGAGGUCCCUGCAUUUGGAGGUGCAAUAUGAGGCUAUCGAGCUGAUCACAGAUCUCAGGCAGUGUGAGGUCAGACCGGCGCUGCUCACAGGUCUCGUAGCGCUGCUCAAACCGGCUAUGGAGGGAGUGCAGACAUACAAGAUCCUGGAAGACCCAGAAAUGACCAAGAUGACUGAAUCCCUGCCUGUGUUUGUUCAACAAGCUGCGGCAGCCAAAGCUUUAAGGUUGCUUGCUCAGGGGAGUCAGGAGCUGUCCCAGGCACUACUUCCUCUCAGAGUGGUGCACCAUUUGAUGUAUGCUAUGGGAAACCAGGAGCAUGCUGACGCCCAGAGACAAGCCAGCCUGGCACUGGAGCAUUUUGUCCGUACAUACCCAGUGGUGGAGGAGCAUGUACGCAGAACCAUGGGUAUCAAUCUGUUUGCAGCCUUCAUGCACAAACCUGAGACUCUCUACAUGAAGAUGGAUGAAAUUCAAGCAGAUAUCCUGCUAUCAAAUAAAGUCAACAUUUCAGAAGUUCUGGAGCAGCAGAGCUCAGAAGACUGAAACAGACAAAGUACAGGCAUGCCAUUUUGUAUAAUAAUAGUUUACACUUUAUUUUCAUGUUACAGUAAAAUAAAUCAAUAAAAAUAGCAAAAAGUAUUAAGCCCAUAUUAUUGUUUUUGAACCGAUUGCUUAGCAACUGUAACCAUGAGAAAUGCCUUUCAAAUUAAGAGAAUAAGUGGUUUAGCCUGGGUACCAGUGUUUAUAGCUGACAUUCCACUUCUUACUUGCACUGCUGUCAUUUGCCAAAGAGACUUGUCUUUCUCCAAUCUUCAAAUAUGAACAUUCUAUCAUAAAUGAGCUCAAGGAGAUAUGGAUUUGGUCCUGAUUCCACAACGUUCAGUGCUAUCCGGAAUCAUUUGGACGUCCCUACCCUAAACCUUAACUCCUACCUUAACCAUAACCUAACCUUUACCUUAACCAUUUUAAAUUUCAAUUUUGGGUGUGUUCGUAAAUUAAAUCUGGAGUGCCAGAGUGCGCUUGUAAAUUCAGAGCGUUGUCAAGCGGUACCAGAGUGCCAAAUCUAGGACAAAAAGACUUCUCAACAGUUUUUACCCCCAAGCCAUAAGACUCCUGAACAGGUAAUCAAAUGGCUACCCGGACUAUUUGCAUGGUGCCCCCCCCACAAACCCAUCUUUUACGCUGCUGCUACUCGAUCAUAUAUGCAUAGUCACUUCAUCUAUACAUUCAUGUACAUACUACCUCAAUUGGGCCGACCAAACAGUUUUCCCGCACAUUGGCUAACCGGGCUAUCUGUAUUGUGUCACGCCACCCACCACCCGCCAACCCCUCUUUUACGCUACUGCUACUCUGUUUAUCAUAGUCACUUUAACCAUAUCUACAUGUACAUACUACCACAAUCAACCCGACUAACCGGUGUCUGUAUGUAGCCUCGCUACUUUUAAAGCCUCGCUACUGUAUAUAGCCUGUCUUUUUACUGUUGUUUUAUUUCUUUACCUACCUAUUGUCCACCAAAUACCUUUUUUGCACUAUUGGUAAGAAAGCAUUUCACUAUAAGGUCUACUACACCUGUUGUAUUCGGCGAACGUGAAAAAUAAACUUUGAUUUGAUUGUAUGUUCGUAAAUUCAGAGCGUUUUACUCCCCUAGCAGACGUCCUAAGGAUCCCGAUUUGCUCAAACCAAGGAUCCCAUAUUUUAAUCUUCAAAUGAAAACCAGUCUGUCAAAAAUUGCUAGCUCACGUUUAAAUUCUCAAACUAAAUACAUACUGCAAUUCCAACCACAAAAUGUCUUCGGUUCGAUUUUAAGCCUCACAAUACACACAUUUGCCUAGCUAACAGCUACAUAUUUGUUUUGGACUUUGUUAUAAUUAUAAUUCUGUUUUCGAGGAUCCACAUGUCAUGGAAAAUACUAAUGUUAUUUCCAAAAACCAAUGAGCAACUCCGCUGGAAAUCCAGCUUCAAAUUGAACGUUGAGAUUGCUGAAAACCAGUUUCUUUGGCAAAUGACAGGAGAGGCAAGAAGUGGAAUGAUAAACAGACUGUUUACCAUUUAUAGUCUGGGUACCAAUCGACCCAUUUGUUAUGUAAGUGUAAAUAAAUUCAGGAGUAAAAAUGUGCUAAAAAAAUCACAUAAUAAGUUGCAUGGACUCAUUCUGUGUUCAAUAAUUGUGUUUAACAUGUUUUUUGAAUGACUACCUCAUCUCUGUACCCCAUACAUACAAUUAUCUGUAAGGUCCCUCAAUCAAGUAGGGAAUUUCAAGCACAGAUUUAACCACAAUGACCAGGGAGGUUUUCCAAUAACUCACAAUGGGCACAGAUUGGUAGAUGUGUACAAAUUAUAAAAGCAGAUGCUGAAUAUCCCUUUGAGCAUGGUGAAGUUAUUAAUUAGGCUUGGGAUGGUACAGUAUAUCAAUACACCCAGUCACUACACAUAUACAGGUGCCCUUCCUAACUCAGUUACCCAUAGAGGAAGGAAAACUGCUCAGGGAUUUUACCAUGAUGCCAAUGGUGAUUCUUUUCUUUUUUUUGACACCACACUCCAAAAAGUUCUGCAGGCUCUAGUUCGGUCUAAUCUUGAUUAUUGUGCAGUCGUGUGGUCCAGUGCUACAAGGAAAGAUCUAGUUAAGCUGCAGCUGGCCCAGAACAGAGCAGCAUGUUUUGCUCUUAAUUGUAAUCAGAGGGCUGAUAUAAAUGCAUGCCAGUCUCUCUUGGUUAAGAGUUGAGGAGAGACUGACUGCAUCACUUCUUCUUUUUAUAAGAAACAUUCAUGUGUUGAAAAUCCCAAAUUGUUUGCUUAAUCAACUUACACAUAGCUCUGACACACACACGUAUCAAACCAGACAUGCCACCAGGGGUCUUUUCAUAGUCCCCAAAUCCAGAACAAAUUUAAGAAAACGUAAUAAUUAUAUAGAGCCCUUAUGGCAUGGAACUUCCUUCCAUCUCAUAUUGCUCAAAUAAACAGCAAACCUGGUUUAAAAAAACAGAUCAAGCAACACCUCGCGGUACAAUGCCUUUCCCCUAUUUGACCUAGAUAGUUUGUGUGUAUGCAUUGAUAUGUAGGCUAUGUGUCCCUUUUAAAAAAUGUACUGUUGAAGUCGGAAGUUUACAUACACCUUACAGGCUGAUCACACCGCUCGCGUCACGUGCGUUGCAAAAUAAAUUUGGAAAUCUAUGUUAUUCAUUUAUUGCACCAACACUGUUCGCGCACGCCAAUGAGCCAACGAGCGUUGCCAUGGGCUAAAAUAGAAAUCAGUUCUAUUUCUGAUGCAGAUCGCGCUGCAAGUCCUGCCUCUCCCAUCCCCUCAUUGGUUUAUAGAAGCAGGUAUCCACGUGCCAUCUCCUCAUUGGUUAUACCCACGUGGGUGACUGAAAGACGAAUGAGGUCAGUGGCGGUAUUGCACCACAUUUCUGAAAGUUGCCAAUCACCAUAUAAAGUCAAGAGAAGAAAAAGCCUGGAAGAAAGAGCGAUAACUAGUAACGAUUCGGUUGACCGUUUUAUGUGUGGAUUAAUUGGCGGAGUAGAGGACCUUGUGCAUUUUAGGUAAAAUAACAACUCAAUGUUUAAAUCCCAGGACAAAUUAGCUAGCAACAGCAAGCUAGCAAAAAUUGAGAAAUUAGCUAGCAAGUGCAAGCUAACUAGCUAAAUUGCAAUAAAUAUUUAAUGCUUUUUGACCUGUCCCCAAAUUAAUAUAAUUGGUUCAGAGUGUGUUUUGAUAUUUUAACCUGCGAUUCGUGAUCGCGUUUGGUGUGGGGGGACAAAAUAAAUGUAUGCACGAUGGAGCACGCGCACAGCCGUUCCGUUGGGUUCCGUGUUAGCCAAACACAUUUAAACUCAGUUUUUCACAAUUCCUGACAUUUAAUCCUAGUAAUUCCCUGUCUUAGGUCAGUUAGGAUCACCACUUUAUUAUAAGAAUGUGAAAUGUCAGAAUAAUAGUAGAGAGAAUGAUUUAUUUCAGCUUUUCUUUCUUUCAUCACAUUCCCAGUGGGUCAGAAGUUUACAUACACUCAAUUAGUAUUUGGUAGCAUUGCCUAUAAAUUGUUUUACUUGGGUCAAACGUUUCGGGUAGCCUUCCACAAGCUUCCCACAAUAAGUUGGGUGAAUUUUGGCCUAUUCCUCCUGACAGUGCUGGUGUAACUGAGUCAGGUUUGUAGGAGUCCUUGCUCGCACACACUUUUUCAGUUCUGCCCACAAAGGGCUUUGUGAUGGCCACUCCAAUACCUUGACUUUGUUAUCCUUAAGCCAUUUUCCACAACUUUGGAAGUAUGCUUGAGGUCAUUGUCCAUUUGGAAGACCCAUUUGUGACCAAGCUUUAACUUCAGGACUGAUGUCUUGAGAUGUUGCUUCAAUAUAUCCACAUAAUUUUCAUUCCUCAUCAUGCCAUCUAUUUUGGAAGUGCACCAGUCCCUCCUGCAGCAAAGCACCCCCACAACAUGAUGUUUCCACCCCCGUGCUUCACGGUUGGGAUGGUGUUCUUCGGCUUGCAAACAUCCCCCUUUUUCCUCCAAACAUAACGAUGGUCAUUAUGGCCAAACAGUUCUAUUUUUUGUUUCAUCAGACCAGAGGACAUUUCUCCAAAAAGUACGAUCUUUGUCCCCAUGUGCAGUUGCAAACCGUAGUGUGUCUUUUUUAUGGCGGUUUUGGAGCAGUGGCUUCUUCCUUGCUGAGCGGCCUUUCAGGUUAUGUCGAUAUAGGACUCGUUUUACUGUGGAUAUAGACACUUUUGUACCUGUUUCCUCCAGCAUCUUCACAAGGUCCUUUGCUGUUGUUCUGGGAUUGAUUUGCACUUCUCGCACCAAAGUGCGUUCAUCUCUAGGCGUCUCCUUCCUGAGCGGUAUGACGGCUGCGUGGUCCCAUGGUGUUUAUAUUUGCGUACUAUUGUUUGUACAGAUGAACGUGAUACCUUCAGGCGUUUGGAAAUUGCUCCCAAGGAUGAAUCAGACUUGUGGAGGUCUACAAUUUUUAUCUGAGGUCUUGGCUGGUUUCUUUUGAUUUUCUCAUGAUGUCAAGCAAAGAGGCACUGAGUUUGAAGGUAGGCCUUGAAAUACAUCCACGGGUACACCUCCAAUUGAAUCAAAUUAUGUCAAUUAGCUUAUCAGAAGCUUCUAAAGCCAUGACAUUUUUUCUGGAAUUUUCCAAGCUGUUUAAAGGCACAGUCAACUUAGUGUAUGUAAACUUCUGACCCACUGGAAUUGUGAUACAGUGAAUUAUAAGUGAAAUAAUCUGUCUGUAAACAAUUGUUGGAAAAAUUACUUGUGUCAUGCACAAAGUAGAUGUCCUAACCGACUUGCCAAAAUUAUAGUUUGUUAACAACAAAUGUGUAGAGUGGUUGAAAAACGAGUUUUAAUAACUCCAACCUAAGUGUAUGUAAACUUACGACUUCAACUGUAUGUAGUUCUGUCCUUGAGCUGUUCUUGUGUAAUUAUGUUCUGUAUUAUGUCAUUCUGUAUUAUGUUUCAUGUUUUGUGUGGAC
Salvelinus fontinalis (brook trout) is the source of this 6545-nucleotide messenger RNA. It is a transcript of the gene armh1, whose product is annotated as armadillo like helical domain containing 1. The record is from RefSeq and is a predicted model, not a curated record. Bases 386 to 1618 code for a protein of 410 amino acids. The transcript has 11 exons. NCBI's taxonomy places the organism in Eukaryota, Metazoa, Chordata, Actinopteri, Salmoniformes, Salmonidae.